AUAUUGGAACGAGCUCUGUGCUGUGCAGUUGGAAGACGUCGCUCGCUGGCUUCCACCGAACGAAAAAGGCUCGCAAAUUUGAUUCGAAAAAAACAUAAUUAAGUGGAGGAAUGAGGGAGAUGCAGUGAAGACUGGGGAGUCUGAAGACAGACGGACAAAGGGUAAAAGGGUAAAGGUCACCAGGAAGAGAGAGCAGGAUGCAGUCCCGCCCACAGGACAGGCCGUUGGCCCUCUCCGUGGGGAAAUCCCACAGCCCGACCAAUGGGAGAGAAGAACAGGUGUACUCAGACGCAGACUCCAUGGAGGAAGAGGCCGACUUUAAUUGGGAGGAGUACCUAGAGGAGACGGGGACGACCGCUGCACCCCACACCGCUUUCAAACAUGUGGACAUCAGCCUACAGAGCAGCUUCCAGCCGGGGAUGAAGCUGGAGGUGGCCAAUAAGAGCAGGCCAGACACUUACUGGGUGGCCACCAUCGUCACCACCUGCAGCCAGCUGCUGCUGCUACGCUUCAGUGGCUACGGAGAUGACCGCAAGGCCGACUUCUGGUGUGAUGUCAUGACAGCCGAACUCCACCCAGUAGGCUGGUGCACCCAGAACAACAAGACCCUCCAACCCCCUGAAGAUAACGUUUACCUAAGAAAAGCCAUCAAGGAGAAGUACAGUGACUGGACAGAUUUUCUCAUCCAGGACUUGACUGGCUCACGGACCGCACCAGCAAACCUACUGGAAGGGGCUCUGAGGGGGAAGAACACAGUGGAUCUGAUUGUGGAGGGUUCGGUGAUGGAGGUACGGGACCUCACUGACCCCUACCUCUACUGGGCUGCCCGCGUCGCCCAGAACAUUGGUGGGAGGCUCCGCCUACGCCAUGUAGGUCUCCAAGACGACGCCCACGACACCUGGCUGUUCUACCUCGACGUGAGGCUCCGCCCACUGGGCUGGGCUCAGGAGAACCGCCUGUCACUGGAGCCCCCAGCAGAGUUGCGCGGCCUGAAGAGCGCCCUCGAGUGGCAGGAGGCCCUGGAGGCGGUGCGGAGCGAGGCCCAGCAGAACCCACUGCCCCUGGAGGUGUUUAAGGACCAUGCAGACCUGACCAAGCACUCCUUCAGGACGGGGAUGAAGCUGGAGAUGGUGUCGCCGUCGGAACCGUUCCACAUCUGCCCUGUAUCUGUCACACAGGUCUACAAUGAGCACUACUUCCAGGUCACAGUGGAUGACCUCACUCCAGAGGCCACACCCCUGUCCCUGGUGUGCCAUUCUGAGUCGCCGGGCAUCCUCCCCGUCCAGUGGUGUCUGAAGAACGGGAUUGGUCUAGAGCGGCCCAGGGGCUACCAGAGUCAGGACUUUGAUUGGGCGGACUACCUGAAACAGAGUUGGACUGAGGCCGCCCCCGACACAUGCUUCCCUGACGCGUGGCAGAGCCGAGGCUUCGCUAAAGACAUGUGGCUGGAGGCCGUUAACCCUGUCAGGCCCACCGAGGUGUGUGUGGCUCAGAUCACACAGGUCAGGGGUCGCCUGCUGUGGCUCAGACUGGAAGGCCUGCCUAAGUCUGUCCCUGAAUGUAUUGUGGAUGUGGAGUCCAUGGACAUCUUUCCUGUAGGAUGGUGUGAGACCAAUGCUUACCUCUUGACUCCACCACUGAAGCCUGUCUGCCAGCAGCAGAAGAAGAUAGCCGUCGUCCAGCCAGAGAAGCAGUUGGCUCCGCCGCAACCCGUGGAGACAAUCCCUCUCGACCUCUGCGAGCCCGUUGCCAUGGACACAGGCUCAGCCAAUGGGAGAUACUGUUGUUCCAGGAUCUACGUGAACCACCACUGUUUCUCUGGCCCUUACCUGAACAAGGGGCGCAUCGCUGAGCUGCCACAGGCUGUAGGGCCGGGGAAAUGCACUCUGGUCCUCAAAGAGGUGCUCAGCAUGCUAAUCAAUGCGGCCUACAAGCCUGGGCGUGUCCUGAGGGAACUACAGGAUGUGGAAGAGCAGCACUGGGACUGCCACGAGGAGACCCUCAAAGCCAAAUACAAAGGGAAGACGUAUCGAUCGUCCAUCCGGAUCGUGCGUCUGGCAGAGCAGAUCCCAGACUUCUGUCGUAAAGUGUGUGUGAAGCUGCAGUGCUGUCCCAACCUCUUCAGCCCCGUCCAAGUCACGGGCCAGUGUCCUGAAAGCUGCUCCAUGCAGACCAAGACCAAAUAUAGUUGGUGUGUGCGUGCGCGAACAAAUACAGUAAUUUUCUACAAGUCGUAUUACUACGGUAAGAAGAAGAAGCUGUCUAAGCCGUUUGGAGGAGAGGAGAGUCUGGAGGCCAAACCCACACGACGCAGGAAGAAGAGGAAGGCCAUCUUUGUCCAGAAGAAACGGCGCUCGUCUGCAGUGGACUACACUCCUGCAGGGUCACCACAGGACAGUGAUGAAGACGAGGAUGAAGAUGAUCUUAUGUUGCAGUCGGGCAGUGAAGAAGGCACCAGCUCUGAGCCACACGAGGACCACAUAGACACAUCCUCUGUGGAGGUGGCUAACAGCCGGCCGCGGCGCACCGUGGCGCUACGCAGGGCCACCCAUACCGGCAUAGCUUCGGGCAGCCGUGAGGGUCCUGAAAGCAGGAGGCGGAGCACUCGGUCCCUGUCAUAUAACCAGGGGAACAAGUACCACCCACCCAAGAGACAGGAGAUGCAGGUGGAGUGUAGUGAGGCGGAGUGCCGGCUGGUGUUGGAGAGGAACCCUCUGGAGUGGUCCGUAGAAGAUGUGGUCACCUUCAUCACCUCCACCGACUGUGCUGCUCUCGCCAACAUCUUCCAGGAGCAGGACAUAGAUGGCCAGGCGUUGUUGUUGCUGACCCUGCCCACAGUCCAGGAGUGUAUGGAGCUGAAGCUGGGUCCGGCCAUCAAGCUGUGUCACCAGAUAGAGAGGGUCAAGGUGGCCUUCUAUGCCCAGUACGCCAACUGAUCCUGGGCAUCUCACCUGGCACCUUUUAC
Oncorhynchus kisutch (coho salmon) is the source of this 2965-nucleotide messenger RNA. Its product is annotated as scm-like with four MBT domains protein 2. Gene Ontology annotation, cellular component: nucleus. The record is from RefSeq and is a predicted model, not a curated record. NCBI's taxonomy places the organism in Eukaryota, Metazoa, Chordata, Actinopteri, Salmoniformes, Salmonidae. Gene Ontology annotation, molecular function: chromatin binding; transcription corepressor activity; histone binding. The transcript is spliced from 22 exons. Gene Ontology annotation, biological process: negative regulation of DNA-templated transcription. The coding region runs from base 198 to 2936 and encodes 912 amino acids.